Messenger RNA from Mus pahari (shrew mouse), 3992 nucleotides. RefSeq names its product BMP/retinoic acid inducible neural specific 3 (gene Brinp3). Gene Ontology annotation, biological process: positive regulation of neuron differentiation; negative regulation of mitotic cell cycle. Lineage: Eukaryota; Metazoa; Chordata; Mammalia; Rodentia; Muridae. Bases 1431 to 3731 code for a protein of 766 amino acids. The record is from RefSeq and is a predicted model, not a curated record. The transcript has 8 exons.
AUUUCAGAGAGAAAAGAGGAAAGGAGAAGAGAAGAGAGGGAUGGAAACGGAGAAGGAAAGGUUUAGGGAGAGAACUGGGAAGGGGGUGGGUCACAAAAAGAGAAAGGGAGAAGAGUUCAGGCUAAUCUUACCCAAUCGAUCCAGUGAUCAGGUGAUCGUUUAUGCGGAAUCAUGACACGAAAAUGGCUCGACAAUGCAAUCCACAACAAAGCUAUUUCUUUCUCUAGUUUUGCUUGAUAACCGCUGGAAUCAAAAUGCAAGGCAGACAUGGCAGAGGCGGCCACUCGUGCACCCCUCCUACCCCACCCCCAGUGGACCAGGGACAGUUCUCGGACUGCCCUAACAUCUAGCUUCUUGGAGCAUGGUCUUUAGCGCAGGGGCUCAGUACUGAAAGCAAGUGCCUUAAACACAGGCUGCAUGAUUUAACAAGGAAGUGGGACCUAGGAAGGCUGCUGCCGCCUAGGUAACCCAUCACCCGCUUCUGGGUCCUCUUGCUAACCCUCCAAAGCAUAGCGCCCUCGAAAACUCUGAGUGACUACGACCUUCAACCAUUCACCUCCCAGCCCCUGUCUAUGCAAAAAUCGCGGAGGAUUAGAUCAAUGCAAUGGGACCAGUCGUACUGGUUUAUUUGGGGUGUGUGUUAAGUCGAUUUUCUUACUAUGUCCGGAUCAAUUUCUGCAAGGGAAAGGGUUCCAGGGAAGUGUUAGUGAAAUGCACUAAUGGAAUACUAUUAAUCCUAAUGUUAAUGUCCCCAGCGCCAGUAAACUCUGAAAAGAACUGCGAGUGGGAAGAUCCUGCUGCAGGAUUUCCGAAGCGCUGCUCUCCUGAAUUCUCAUUGGAUCGUCCCCAGCAGCCUAAAUCAGUGCUGCUGCUCUCUGAAGAUGACUACAGCCUAGCUCACUAGUUGUCUACUCCCUGUUUACAACACAUCCUUUCACUUCUCUUUGGAGAUCUGUUUGUCUUAUUCACCCUGUUCUCUUGGGUUACCCAGCUUUCUCACUGUGUGGGUACUCCCAGUUUGGUACAUUUGUUUGCCUGAGGAUUGUCACAAGAAAGGUUCCCACUGUUACCCAUUCUCAGAAAAGAAAAGAAAAGAAAAGAAAAGAAAAGAAAAGAAAAGAAAAGAAAAGAAAAGAAAAGAAAAGGAAAAAAAAAAAAAAAGCACUUCUUUAACAUUUUUGUCUCUUUUACUUUUGGGUUCUUGGCCCCUGGAAUAAGUAGCUUUCAUUUGAUUAGAUGCCACCAGGACCUACUGAGUGUUUCCAACUCCUACUGGCCUGCAGCUCACAACUCUACAGUGCUUUGGAAGAUCAUGGGAUAUCUCCUUGAAUCAUGGAUAUGUUUCUCUCACAGUCAUCUUGCUUCAUUAAAUUUCCUCUGGUGUUGAGGAAAAGCUGAGAGGAUGAAGGCUCUAAGUCCCCAGUGGAAGCAUGAUAUGGCGGCGCAGAGCUGGUGCUGAAUUGUCCUCUCUGAUGGCUCUAUGGGAGUGGAUAGUACUGAGUCUUCAUUGCUGGGUUUUAGCGGUUGCUGCUGUCUCUGACCAGCAUGCCACAAGCCCCUUCGACUGGCUCCUCUCUGAUAAGGGACCCUUCCAUCGCUCACAGGAGUACACAGAUUUUGUGGACAGAAGCCGACAGGGAUUUAGCACAAGAUACAAGAUAUACAGGGAGUUUGGUCGUUGGAAGGUAAAUAACCUUGCAGUUGAGAGAAGAAAUUUCCUUGGCUCUCCUCUGCCUCUUGCCCCUGAAUUCUUCCGCAACAUAAGACUUUUGGGACGACGACCUACUCUACAGCAAAUCACAGAAAAUCUUAUCAAGAAAUAUGGGACUCAUUUCUUGCUAUCGGCUACUCUGGGAGGAGAGGAGUCACUCACAAUUUUUGUGGACAAGCGGAAGCUGAGCAAAAGAUCUGAAGGAAGUGAAACCAGUACCAACAGUUCAUCUGUUACUCUGGAGACCUUACAUCAGUUGGCUGCUUCCUAUUUUAUUGACAGGGACAGCACCCUUCGCAGACUUCACCAUAUCCAAAUUGCAUCCACUGCCAUCAAGGUAACAGAAACGAGGACGGGUCCUCUUGGCUGCAGUAACUAUGACAACCUAGAUUCUGUCAGCUCUGUUCUGGUUCAGAGUCCUGAGAAUAAAAUUCAGUUGCAAGGGCUUCAAGUUCUCCUUCCCGACUACCUUCAGGAACGUUUUGUACAGGCAGCGUUGAGCUACAUUGCUUGUAAUUCUGAGGGGGAGUUUAUCUGCAAGGAUAAUGACUGCUGGUGCCACUGUGGUCCAAAAUUCCCAGAAUGUAAUUGCCCUUCCAUGGAUAUUCAAGCCAUGGAAGAGAAUCUUCUUCGAAUAACAGAAACAUGGAAAGCUUACAACAGUGACUUUGAAGAUUCAGAUGAAUUCAAGUUCUUUAUGAAACGGCUACCCAUGAAUUAUUUCCUCAACACUUCAACUAUAAUGCAUUUGUGGACAAUGGAUUCUAAUUUUCAGCGCCGCUAUGAACAACUGGAGAACAGCAUGAAACAGCUUUUCCUGAAGGCACACAGAAUUGUACACAAGCUCUUUAGCCUUAGCAAACGGUGCCACAAGCAGCCGCUCAUCAGCCUGCCGAGACAGAGAACAUCAACCUACUGGCUCACUCGCAUCCAGUCUUUUCUCUACUGCAAUGAAAAUGGCCUUCUGGGAAGUUUCUCCGAGGAAACCCACUCCUGCACAUGCCCCAACGACCAGGUAGUGUGCACAGCCUUUCUGCCCUGUACUGUGGGCGAUGCCUCUGCUUGCCUUACCUGUGCACCUGACAACCGCACCCGGUGUGGCACUUGCAACACAGGCUACAUGCUGAGCCAGGGACUCUGCAAGCCUGAAGUCGCUGAGUCAACCGAUCAUUACAUUGGCUUUGAGACCGACCUACAAGACCUAGAGAUGAAAUACCUGUUGCAGAAAACAGACAGACGAAUAGAAGUCCAUGCCAUCUUUAUCAGCAAUGACAUGCGCCUCAACAGCUGGUUUGAUCCUUCCUGGAGAAAGCGGAUGCUCCUGACCUUGAAGAGUAACAAGUACAAGUCCAGUCUGGUCCACAUGAUCUUGGGUCUCUCUUUACAGAUUUGCUUAACUAAAAAUAGCACGUUGGAGCCAGUGCUGGCUGUUUAUGUCAAUCCCUUUGGAGGCAGCCACUCUGAGAGCUGGUUUAUGCCUGUGAGUGAGAGCAGCUUUCCAGACUGGGAGCGGACUAAGCUGGACCUCCCUCUGCAGUGCUAUAACUGGACACUGACUCUGGGAAACAAAUGGAAGACAUUUUUUGAGACAGUACACAUCUACCUGAGGAGUCGCAUCAAGGCAAAUGGCCCCAACAGCAACGAGAGCAUUUACUAUGAGCCUUUGGAGUUUAUUGACCCAUCCCGGAACCUGGGCUACAUGAAAAUCAACAACAUCCAAGUGUUUGGCUACAGCAUGCACUUUGACCCUGAAGCCAUUCGGGACCUGAUUUUGCAGCUGGACUACCCUUAUACUCAGGGAUCCCAGGACUCGGCACUUUUGCAGCUGCUAGAGAUAAGAGACCGUGUAAAUAAACUCUCCCCACCCGGUCAGCGCCGCCUGGAUCUGUUUUCUUGCUUGCUUCGUCAUAGACUCAAGCUGUCUACUAGUGAGGUGGUGAGAAUUCAGUCUGCUCUUCAGGCAUUUAAUGCCAAGUUGCCAAACACAGUGGAUUAUGACACAACCAAAUUAUGUAGUUAACCAUAAAUGUCAAGCACAACCCAAAAUCUUGAAGGAGUUUUUACAGUGCUUUUGUGGAAGUUUAUGUUUGGAAAAGUAAAUUUAAAUUGUCUUUUCAAUAUCUGUCUUAUAUCAGUCAAUAACGUUGGAUGGCAAUUUACACACAUGAACUUGCUGACAAUGAAUAUAUUAUACUACAGUUUUGGUUUAUGAAUGAAAUAAGUACUGACACCAGUCUAGAAGACAUUCUACUUUUUACAAUAAAUUUCAUUUGUAAUUUUA